Aspergillus tanneri is the source of this 2205-nucleotide messenger RNA. RefSeq names its product putative DUF221 domain protein. Gene Ontology annotation, cellular component: plasma membrane. The record is from RefSeq and is a predicted model, not a curated record. Gene Ontology annotation, molecular function: calcium-activated cation channel activity. The transcript is spliced from 4 exons. The coding region runs from base 1 to 2205 and encodes 734 amino acids. NCBI's taxonomy places the organism in Eukaryota, Fungi, Ascomycota, Eurotiomycetes, Eurotiales, Aspergillaceae.
AUGGAUGGCUAUCUCUUCCUGCGGUUCCUAAGGGUGCUCUGCGCUACCUGCUUUACAGGAUGCCUGAUCACAUGGCCCAUCCUGCUUCCUAUACAUGCGACCGGUGGUGCAGGGAACACCCAGCUUGAUGCGCUGAGUUUUAGCAACGUCAAGAACGGGAGUCGCUAUUAUGCCCAUGCUGUCGUAGCAUCCUUUGUGUUUUAUGUGGUGACACGAGAGAGCAUUUUCUAUGCCAAUUUGCGCCAGGCAUAUCUCAACUCGCCUGCGUACGUUAAUCGUAUAUCGUCCAGAACUGUACUCUUCAUGUCGGUCCCAGAUGAGUAUAAGAACGAGAAGAAGCUGCGUCAGGUCUUUGGAGAUUCUAUCCGCCGUAUUUGGAUCACAUCUGACUGCAAGGAGCUGGAGAAAAAGGUCCAGAAAAGGGAGGAGCUGUCCUACAAAUUGGAGAGUGCCGAAACAAGAUUUAUACGACGUGCAAACUCCGCACGUCUGAAGAUAACUAAAAAGAGCACUGAUUCGCCUGACGCCUGCUAUACCUGCGAAGAGAACGCAAAUUAUCAAUGUGUUCGGCGGCCAACCCACCGCCCCAAAUGGUUCGGGAAAAAAGUCGACACAAUCCGCUGGUUGCGAGAACAGCUCAUCGAUGUGUCACAGGAAGUGAAGCGUCUGCAACAGAAGCAUAAAGAUGGCGAGAUGAAGCUUCUAUCUGCAGUUUUCAUCGAGUUCAACACGCAAUCCGACGCUCAAAUUGCACUUCAGACGCUGUCCCACCAUCAGCCACUUCAUAUGACUCCCCGGUCCACCGGAAUCUCUCCUAAGGAAGUGGUCUGGUCUUCGCUGAAUCUCAGCUGGUGGCAGCGCAUCGUACGCAAAUUCCUGAUCAAAGGCGGCAUUGCGGCUCUUGUUAUUUUUUGGUCAAUCCCGUCCGCUCUUGUCGGUAUCAUAUCUAAUAUCACCUAUCUUACCAAAAUGCUUCCUUUCCUGAGUUUUAUCGACAAACUCCCUGUCACGAUCAGGGGCGUAAUUUCAGGGCUGCUGCCAUCAGCCGCCCUGGUCCUUCUGAUGUCAUUGGUCCCUAUUAUUUGUCGAUUCUGUGCUCGAUGUGCCGGAGUUCCCUCUGCUUCACACGUGGAGCUUUUCACCCAAUCUGCUCACUUCUGCUUUCAAGUGGUCCAGGUGUUCCUGGUAACGACUUUGACUUCGGCUGCGUCAGCAGCGACAGCUCAGAUAAUCAAGGAUCCAUUGUCAGCUAAGGACCUCUUGGCUGAGAACUUGCCGAAAGCGACAAAUUUCUAUAUCUCGUACUUUCUUCUGCAAGGUUUAACCUUGAGCUCUAUGGCAGUGGUGCAAGUUAUGGGAGCCUUAAUUUUCAAAUUCAUGACCACCUUUUUCGACCGCUCACCACGACAUCUCUACCAACGUUGGUCUGCCCUCAGUGGUAUAAGCUGGGGUAAUGUGUUCCCUGUCUUCACCAACAUGGGUGUAAUAGCCUUAACAUACUCCUGCAUCGCGCCUCUGAUCCUAGGAUUUGCCUUUAUUGGUCUCUACCUAGUCUACCAAGCUUAUCGAUACAAUUUUCUCUUUGUCUACGACCUCAGAAUAGACACCAAAGGCCUUGUAUACCCACGAGCCCUCCAGCAUCUUCUCACGGGCCUCUACCUAGCCAACAUUUGCAUGAUCGGAUUAUUUGCAAUCCGCAGCGCUAUUGGACCACUUAUCAUAAUGGUUAUUUUCACAAUCCUCACCAUCCUAGCACAUAUGUCCCUCAACGAGGCAAUAGCGCCGCUUAACUCUUUUCUCCCGCGCACUCUCGACAUUGAAGAAGAAGCCCAGCAAGCAAAAGAAGAAGCCCAAGUCCUCAACCACCCCCGCACCACAGGCUGGGAAGCAGUCUGGAAAUGGUUCCAUCCCAAUCUCUAUCGCGACUACGCUGCGCUCCGACGCAAGGUACGACGCAACCAUGUUGAGAUCAAGUAUUCCGAGGAGCAGCAAUUCAAUGCCUACUACGAGCCAUGCAUCACGGCCAAGAUACCAAUACUGUGGAUCCCCCGUGACAAAUGGGGGGUUAGUCAAGAGGAGAUCCAAGAGACGGAUCCUAUUAUCCCCAUAACGGAUGACAGGGCACACCUGGAUGAGAAAAAUAAGAUCGUCUGGGAUAAAUAUGACCCGGAUCUUCCGUUGUGGGAACGUAAGAUUUUAUAUUAA